Hydractinia symbiolongicarpus is the source of this 3512-nucleotide messenger RNA. RefSeq names its product DNA-directed RNA polymerase, mitochondrial-like. The record is from RefSeq and is a predicted model, not a curated record. Gene Ontology annotation, molecular function: mitochondrial promoter sequence-specific DNA binding; DNA-directed RNA polymerase activity; protein binding. Gene Ontology annotation, cellular component: mitochondrial DNA-directed RNA polymerase complex. Lineage: Eukaryota; Metazoa; Cnidaria; Hydrozoa; Anthoathecata; Hydractiniidae. Gene Ontology annotation, biological process: mitochondrial transcription. The coding region runs from base 63 to 3443 and encodes 1126 amino acids. The transcript has 18 exons.
AUAAAUAUUUAACGUUGUCUUUCAGAGUAAACGACAAUUGUGUAAAAAUAUAAAAAUGAGACAUGCUAAGUUUAUUGAGAGGAGCUUGUAAGUCAUGUCAGACACUGCAAUCCAGAACAACUCCAAUUAAAGGAUGGCGUUCACAUUAUAAAGUGUACAAUUUUCGAUGCAUUGCCUCAUCCUCUGAUGUGUUCAAUAAACCUGUUGCUGUCAAGAAACAAUGUGGCGAGAUUUACGAUUCUGUCGUUCAAGAUGGAAAUGUGUGGGCAAAUAUUCAACAUGAUAUAGUUGAUGCAGAGACUUUUGAAUUUCUCAAAGAACGGUAUAAUGAACGUAUACAAGAGAUAAAUAGCCAAAAAUUAGAGGAAGUAAACAAAAUUACAAGUAAAAGUAAAGCUAAGAAAAAAGCCCAUAAAACAAAACCUACAACAUCAAAGUUUGUACGAGGGAGUCAACUGACCUACAAAGGCGAACAAAGUGUUUUGGCAGAAAUUGACAUAUACUUGUAUUUGGGUGAUCUACAAAGCGCUGUGAAUUUAUUUAAUUACCAUCGCAGACAUGGUCACAAAUUUAACAUAGAAGGCUACAAUAAAAUGAUCCAUGCUUGGGCCAGCCAUAAAAGUUGGAAAAAUAUUCAGUUACUCUUACGUAACAUGAAGCGAGAGGAACUGGAGCCAAAUUAUCAAACUUAUGCUGGUUUGCUGGAAGCCUGUGGCAAUCUUGACGAUGUUGUGAGAACAGAAAGUGUUAUAAGUGAGAUGGAAGAUCAGGGGAUUGAUGUGCGUCAGGUGUUACUUAAAUCAAGUCUGACCAAACAGCAAGUGUCGGCAAUAGUCUAUGCAUUGGGUAAAAUAUAUCCAAAUUAUUUAAACCAAGCUAAAACAUCACACACAUCUGUUUGUAAAUCAACCAUAUAUCACUUGAGAAAUAACGAUGCUGCUAAAAUUAUCAAGUCACAAAUUGAUUUGGAAUUAAAAGGAUCAUUAGAAAUUCCAUCUAUUGAUGUCACUAAAGUUCAUAGCAGUUUGGCUGUUAAACGCUCUCGUUUGUAUCAAACGAUAAUUGAUCAGUGGAGAAAGGAUUUCAUUACAGAACUCGUUCAAGUCCGAAAGUUUAAGAACAACCGAGCUUUCAUGUACAACAGGUGUGUUACCUUUGCAAGCGUUCUUACACCUGAUGAACUGGCAGAUAUUCUAUUUGAUAAUAUUGUUCCAUUGAUAUGCAGUCAGCCUCAGGGAAUUCCAGUUAAUUUCAUUUGUAGAAGGCUUGGGCGAAUGAUGUAUUCAAGGUUCUGUGCAAAGUUUAAAAACGACAAUGGUGUUGUUGAAAAGGUACAGGGAAUAUGUGAAGAAUAUACAUCAGCUACUGAAUGGAUUGAUGGAUCUCUUGAACCGCGUAAAAAGUGGAAUGAAAUUAACAGUAUGCUACCCUAUUUGGCAUCAGAGGAUAUUGCACCAACUUUAUGGCCUACAAAGAUCAAGGCAAUGGCAUCAAGUGUUGUACUCGACAUAUUAAAAAAAGUAGCGACUAUUGACACAAGUAUUUUUUUGAAGUCCAAGAGAGGUAAAAUCGAACCAUCAUUGAGUCAUCACCACGAAUUUAUUGGACAUCAUCAAAUUGGGAUAUUGAAAUUUCACCCUACUGUUGGACGUCUUUAUAGUAGUUAUUUGUCUCAAUUAGGAAACAUUUCCUUUGAGGUAAAUAAAUUACCAAUUUGUAUACCGCCACGACCUUGGACAUCAUCCAAUAGUGGAGCUUACCUUCUGCUGCAUAGUGAUCUAGUUCGUACGGUAACAGGCGAAUACAAACUUAACGAAUUGUCGAAAGCAUCGAAAAAUGGCGAUAUCGACAGAAUAUUCGAUUGUUUAAACUAUCUUGGAAACUGUGCGUGGAAGGUUAACGAGAGAAUUCUUGAUAUUAUGAUCGACCUAUUUAAUGGUGAUGGAGAUAUGAAGCUGGAUAUUAUUGGUCCAAAGUUGCCGUAUGUGGAGCAGUGGAAGUCAAAGAGAGCAAUGACUCUGGAAGAAAGAAAAUCUCGCCAGCGCCGCAAGAAGUUGUACCACGAGUUGUUCGCACUUCGGAUGGAUCAGCUCUACAAGUUAUCUGUUUCCAAUUAUUUUCGUCACUCAGUGUUUUGGAUACCAAACAACUUGGAUUUCAGAGGGCGGAUCUAUCCUAUUGCUCCGCACUGCUCUCACAUCGGUAGUGAUGUAUCACGUGGUUUGUUAUUGUUCGCUGACGGGAAACCUCUUGGUAAGAAAGGCUUGAAUUGGUUGAAAGUGCAUCUUGUUAAUGUGCAUGGUCAACUGAAGAAAUCGUCACUUCAAGAACGAAUCGAGUUUGUUGACAGACAUAUCGAUGACGUCAUGGACUCAGCUGAUAACCCGCUCACCGGUCGGAAAUGGUGGCAGGAUGGUAGCGAUCCAUGGCAGACGUUAGUUGCUUGUAUGGAAUUAACAGAUGCAAUACGGUCAGGUGACCCUGAGAAUUUUGUCUCGCAUAUACCUGUGCACCAAGACGGCUCAUGUAAUGGAUUGCAACAUUAUGCUGGACUUGGGCGUGACGAAUAUGGCGCUAAACAGGUGAAUUUAAUGCCAUCAGAUAGACCUCAAGAUGUAUAUAUGGAAGUUGCCAACUUGGUUGAAAAGACUCGAAAUGAAGAUGCAGCAGAAGGGUUGGCCAUCGCACAGCUACUGGAAGGUAAAGUUACACGUAAAGUUGUCAAGCAAACUGUAAUGACGGUUGUCUAUGGUGUAACCUUUGUUGGGGGUAGAUUGCAAAUCGAGAAACAGUUGAAAGAAUUGGGUGUCGGCAGCGAUAUUAUUUUUAAAGCUUCUGUUUAUGUCGUUCAAGAAGUGUUUAAAAGUUUGACAGAAAUGUUUACGUCUGCAAGGUUAAUACAGGAUUGGUUGACAAUAUCAGCUGCGCAAAUCGCGUUAACUGGCAAUUGCGUCGAUUGGGUUACACCUCUUGGACUCCCUGUGAUCCAACCUUACCACAGGGAAACCACGGAGAGUAUUUCUACUCCACUGCAAACUGUCUCGUCUUCGCAUUAUUUUGACUAUACACAAAUACCGAACUUAACAAAACAGAAAGGAGGUUUUCCUCCAAACUUUAUACAUUCACUGGAUUCGUCUCAUUUGAUGCUCACAGCACUUCGUUGCCAGGAACACCAAAUGACGUUUGCUUCUGUACACGAUAGUUUUUGGUCACAUGCUUGUGAUGUCGAUCUCAUGAAUAAAUUCUGUCGAGAAGAAUUCGUAGCUUUACACCAGCUGCCUAUUCUGGAUGAUUUGAAACAACAUUUUGAUAAAAAAUUCGCUGGCAAGCCACUUCGUAAACCUCUGAAGGACGGAACGAAAGCAGCCAACUUUAACGCAUUACCCGAACAAGGUUCCUUUGAUAUCAAGAAAGUUUUGGAUUCAGUUUAUUUUUUUAGUUGACGAAAGCUGUAUAAAUACUGUUUUUUUAAAGUUUUUUUUGCAAAAUACACUCGUACAAACUAUUUUUAA